AUGGAAGCAUUGAAAACAAUCAAAGAGCCCAGUAGCAACCUGCUCAGCCCAUCUCAGGUGGUGGUGGAGGUGGUGCCCAGACUCCUCCUGGCCCUGUGGCUUCAACCAGAGGAAGGCCAUUCAGAGCACCCAAUCCUAAUAAGCGGGAUGGCCGUGGGCAUGGUGGCGGCCGUAGUGGAGAAGCUCUCCUGCAUGUUAAAGGACCCUUCCCCUCACAUCCCUUUCUCCCGGGCUGCUGCUUUUGACUCUGUGCGGUCGAUCCUCGGGAGAAUCAGUCAGUCCUUCUCCACAGAUGACCUGCAGAGCCCUUUUUAUAUGAGCUCUGUCUGUGGCUUUGUGGCUGACGAGGUGCAGAGCUGCUUCCAGCCCCCUGCAGCCACCCUACCAGUCCCCCCUGUGCUCACGGUGGCCGUUUCCACCACACUACCAGCUGGCAUCCAAGCAGACCCGGCUUCUUCCCACCUGGAGGUUGUGGACAUCACCACUAACACAGAGACAGAUCCGGCUUCUUCCCACCUGGAGGUUGAGGACAUCACCCCUAAGACAGAGGCAGAUCCGGCUUCUUCCCACCUGGAGGUUGUGGACAUCACCACUAACACAGAGACAGAUCCGGGUUCUUCCCACCUGGAGGUUGAGGACAUCACCCCUAAGACAGAGGCAGAUCCGGCUUCUUCCCACCUGGAGGUUGUGGACAUCACCACUAACACAGAGACAGAUCCGGGUUCUUCCCACCUGGAGGUUCAAGACAUCACCACUAACACAGAGGCAGAUCCUGCUUCUUCCAACCUGAAUGUGGUGGACAUCACCCCUAAUACAGAGGCAGAGCCCAUCUCUUCCCUCUUGGAGGUUGUGGACCUCACACCUGAAGAAAGGACUCUCACGAUGGCCGUCUCCGCCACUCUGCCAGCUGACAUCCAAGCAGAGGAUGAUGCUGUGGUCACCCCACACGUCACCAAGGACAUGACACUGGAUGUUCCAUGCAGAGCUAGGAAAGGGGCAGUCUGGCGAUUAUUUUGCAGGCUUUGGAGGGCAGUGUGCUGCUGCGCCUGCCACAAGGAAGAGGAGGAACAAUAUUAAUUAUUCAUCAGACCUUCAGAAAUGGGAUUGAACUAUAGACCAUUAAAUUAUUUGCAUUAUAAUUGGACUCAAUUCUGCCU
Oncorhynchus tshawytscha (Chinook salmon) is the source of this 1157-nucleotide messenger RNA. RefSeq lists its product as uncharacterized. Bases 1 to 1077 code for a protein of 358 amino acids. Lineage: Eukaryota; Metazoa; Chordata; Actinopteri; Salmoniformes; Salmonidae. The record is from RefSeq and is a predicted model, not a curated record. The transcript has 3 exons.